Lucilia cuprina (Australian sheep blowfly) is the source of this 3553-nucleotide messenger RNA. RefSeq names its product DIS3-like exonuclease 2 (gene Dis3l2). Gene Ontology annotation, biological process: mRNA catabolic process; miRNA catabolic process. Gene Ontology annotation, cellular component: P-body; exosome (RNase complex). The transcript is spliced from 3 exons. The coding region runs from base 148 to 3462 and encodes 1104 amino acids. The record is from RefSeq and is a predicted model, not a curated record. Gene Ontology annotation, molecular function: RNA binding; 3'-5'-RNA exonuclease activity. Lineage: Eukaryota; Metazoa; Arthropoda; Insecta; Diptera; Calliphoridae.
UUUAAGUUGUAUAUUUUGCUAGCUAAAACAACAAAAUUCUUGUGAAAUACUAUAAUUUAGUAUUUCAUAAUAUAAAUAAAAAAGAAGGAAAUUGAAACAAAAAAGACUUUUAACAAAGACAAAAUUUAAGACAGUUUUUACAAAACAAUGGAAGGUAAUGUAAACGAAGAAAAUUCCCAAGAAAAUGACAAGGGGUCUUCUAAAACGAAACAAAACAAUGAAAACAACAAAAAUACGAAUGGAAAGGCUGAAAUAUUAGUGGAGCGGACGCAAAACAAAACAAUGAAUCUGCCGUCAGCAAGUAGUAAUAAAGCAGAGACAACCAACGAUUCGUUAUUAAAAUUAACGCAGCGCACAAAUAAAAUUUUUAAUAAAUUGGCAGCGAAACGUCAGCAAUUGCAGCAGCAAAAUAAUAAAUUGAAAAGCGAUAAAGAUGCCUUGAAAGAAAAUGAUUUAAAGGUAUUGAAAACCUUACAAACUAUGGGUAAGAAGCCUUUAUUUAUAAGAGAUAAACUCUCAGAAAGACAAUUGCCAAAUGGUGCUAUAGCCAAUGAUGUUAUACCAAAUGGUGAUGCAGUCAAGCCACUUAAACACUACACGAAAAAGCAGUUGGAAAAUCUUGUAGAGGGUCUGCAGGAAUUGGUCUGUAAACUAACUUUAAAUAAUAGAAUGCUUAGGACCAAAGCUCAGCAUUUGACCCGUUUUAUAAGUGGCCUUGAAAAUUUUCCUUUAUUUGAUCAAUCUAUGGAGAAUGUUGAGAGACAGAGAUAUGAUUCCGAUUAUAUGCCAGAAAAGAAACAAACCUUAAGAAAAGAUUCAGAAAAGACAAAAGCAAAAGAAAAAAAUGAGCAUAAAAAUAAAGAUAAGAAAAAACAAACCCCUGCAGAGAUAUUUGCUAAAUAUAUCAAUUCCUCGCUGGCACAGUAUUUGGGCAAGGAGAAACCUGAUCUACUAGAAAAGUUCAAAUGUUCAACUGCUCACAUAGAAGAUUUGGAAACUUAUGCUACGUCUCUAGUAGAGGCUGGUUUUGGUCGUAUAGUCGAGUCGGAAAUACGUAUCAAUCGUAAAAACAAUCGUCAAUCAUUUAUUACCAUGUCUACGGACAGAGAUUCUAGUGAGAAAGAUGGUAUGAUCUUAAUGCCAGUAGCCCGACGUUAUGCUUUUGAAGGUGAUAUUGUUAGGGCAUUUGUUUUUAAUCCCUCAACAGCUGCUAACAAUGGAACUAACACCGAUGAAAAAAAGAUGCGUAAAAUAUCGUCACAUAUUACAGGAGGUAAUAACUCAAUGUCUUUAGCCGAAGAUGAAGUAUUAUUUGAUGAUGACUCCUCGCCCGACACGGAUAUUGAAGAAAUAACCGAUGUCUUGGACACAAGCAUGGCUGUGAUAACGGAAAAUUGUCGCAAAGCAUUUGUCAUACAGAUUGUCAAGCAAACCGAGUUGCGUGAAAUUGUAGGCUCUAUAAGUUUCAUGAAUACCACCACAUUAAACUCAGAAACGUAUUACAAACUAAAGCCUCAUGAUAUGCGCGUGCCCAUGGUUUAUAUACCCAAAGAGUUGUGCCAAGAGGAGCUGAAAACUGUCAAUAAAGAAGAUAUCUGUGGCAUGCUGUAUGUGGCCCGAGUUUUAGAGACCGAUAUUAAUGGCCACUGCAUAGGUGAGUUAGUGCAGCCCGUGGGUAAGGUGGGUAAUUUACAGGCCGAAAUUAAAGCUAUUCUUUUGCACAAUGGCUUAAAGGAUAUACAGCCUUAUGAACAAAAAUUUCUCGAAAUGUAUGACGGUCCUAUGCCCACACCUAGCGAGGAAGAUUUAAAAAAUCGUGAAGAUCUCCGUAAGAAAUGUGUUUUUACCAUUGAUCCUCUAACAGCCAAAGAUUUAGAUGAUGCGGUAUCGGUGGAAAAACUAAAUGAUAAAGAAUAUGAAAUUGGAGUUCAUAUCUCAGAUGUGGCUUAUUAUUUGCAAGAAAAUUCCGAAUUGGAUAAUUUGGUUAAACAUCGUGCCACUUCUAUUUAUUUGGUAAAUGAAGUCAUACACAUGCUGCCACCCUCAUUGUGUUUCAGAUGCUCUCUACUGCCAGGCGAGGAUAAAUUUGCUUUUUCUGUAUUUUGGAAAUGGCAUACGGAAAAAGAGGAAUUCAGUGCACCACGUUUUACACGUUCUAUCAUAAAUUCUUGCUCUCAAUUUGCCUAUGAGCAUGCACAAAAGAUUAUUGACAAUCCCGAGGAAGAAUUCGAUAACGACGAUUUUCCCGAGUUGCUUAAUGAAUGGACACCGAAUGAUAUUAAAUGGCGUGUCUUACUACUGCAACAAAUUGCUCAGAAAUUAAAAGCUAAACGUUAUGAAAAUGGUGCUCUCUCCAUUAAUAAUCCUAAAUUACGUUUCCAAUUGGAUCCCAUAACUGGCGAACCUAUUGCCUACGAAAUAGAAGGACGUAAAGAGGCUAACUUUCUCAUCGAAGAAUUCAUGUUAUUGGCCAAUCAGUCUGUGGCAAAAUUUAUACAUGAUCGUUUUCCCGAUAUCUCAAUUUUGCGUAAUCAUUCGCCACCUUUACAGAAAUCAAUGAAAGCUCUUAAAGAGCGUUUAAAUAAUAUGGGUUUAGAAUUUGAUAUUAGUUCUUCGAAAUCGAUUUAUGAGAGUAUGCAGCGUUUAACUCAACAGGCCAGUGAUCCUAAAGCUGUGGAAGCUUGCCUAAGUACUUUGUUGACUAAACCAAUGGCCAGAGCUCGUUAUUAUUGCAGCGAAGGAAAAAGUUCGGAUGCUGAUUUUUGGCAUUAUGCUUUAUCGAUACCCAUUUAUACACAUUUUACCAGUCCAAUUCGUCGUUAUCCUGAUAUCCUUGUACAUAGACUACUUGCCGCUGCCCUUAAUUACUGCCCACCACCGCAAAGAACCACCGACGAAUUGCAUCACUUGGCUAAAAUAUGUAACGAUCAAAAAUUAAACGCCAAAAGUGCCGGUGAUGAAUCCAUAGAACUCUUCUUUACACGUUAUGUCAAGGCCAAACAAUCUCUCACGCUUAAAGCUGUAGUUACCGAAAUCUGUAAACAUAUGCUUAAUGUGGUAACAAUUGAAACCGGUCAUACAAUCGCUAUAACGUACAAUCUACAAAAAGUACUAGUAGAUACAUCAAAUGUGCCUAAUUCAAUUUCGAUCGCGGAGAAAAAUUCUCAAUUUCCACCCUUAAAAUUGCAAUUAUUUUCGACUAUUGAUAUUAAUUUGGUUUUGCGUAAUGAUAAAUUAUGCGGUUUUUUUGUUUCGCCCGAUAUCAAACGGCGACGUUUAAAUAGUAAAGAGUCAUCGAAAAGGGAAAAACAAACACGUAAUCGACACUUAAAUAAUUCCAUAUCCGAACAAGAAGAUGAUAAUACACCAACGACCUCUUCGAAGGCGAAGAGGAAAGCUAAAUAUUUAGAGUAUAAAAAGCAGGAGAAAACAAGGUUGUAUGCUGUAGCAAAUGAUAAAUAGUUGAAAACAAAUACAUAAUUUGUGAUUUUUUUAUUUUAUUUUUAAUAAACCAAAUUUUAUUUACCAUUAGAAGUGUGGUAGAAAAAUAAAA